AACGCCAGUCCAUCGUCAAGCGCGUCGAGCUCAGCAUCAAGGACCGCCAGGAGCCUACGGAACCCUCAAGAUGUCUUCAAAACUUCCCUCUGUGCUGAGCGCGACCGAGGAGGACAUUCAGCUCCUCCUUGCUGCCCAAUGCCACAUCGGCACCAAAAACUGCGACAAGCAGAUGGAGCCGUACGUCUGGAAGCGCCGGGCUGAUGGCAUCCACGUCAUCAACAUUGGCAAGACCUGGGAGAAGCUCGUCUUUGCUGCGCGUAUCAUCGCCGCCGUCGAGAACCCGAACGAUGUCUGUGUCAUUUCCGCGCGCCCGUACGGCCACCGUGCCGUCCUUAAGUUCGCCGCGAACACUGGCGCGCAGGCGAUCGCGGGCCGCUUCACCCCUGGUUCUUUCACCAACUACAUCACCCGCUCGUUCAAGGAGCCGCGCUUGAUCAUCGUCACCGACCCGCGCGUUGACCACCAGGCGAUCCGUGAGGCGUCCUACGUCAACAUCCCCGUCAUUGCGCUCGCCGACACCGACGCGCCCCUCAAGUUCGUCGACGUCGCGAUCCCGACGAACAACAAGACCCGUCACUCGAUCGGUCUCAUCUGGUGGUUGCUCGCGCGUGAGGUCCUCCGCCUGCGCGGCACCAUCCCCCGCACCCCCGACGGCUGGAACGUUAUGGUCGACAUGUUCUUCUACCGCGACCCUGAUGAGGUUGAGAAGCAGCAGCAGGAGGAGGCUCAGGCCAAGGCCGCUGCUGCUGCCGGCGAGGAGGAGGCGGCCGCGGCUGCCCAGCCGGGUCUCUCUCAGUGGGAGGUGACGAGCGGGCCCCAGGCUGGCGCGAUCAACCCGGCACUCGCCGCGGGCGAGGGCGGUGCUCUCGACUGGUCCGCCGAGCCGGCCGCUGGCGGUCCUACGGACUGGUCUGCCGAGCCAUCUGGUCCCACUCAGUGGACCGCGGAUGCUGGCGCCACGACGACUUGGGAUUAAGUGUAGUCACGUAUGCUCUUACUUAUGCGGUGGCGCGGCCACAUUAUGCUCUGCGUGCCAUAAAAUCUUUUUCUAUGCCAUCUCAUGCAAUCAUCACCGUCCAGCGUGUCCUUGAAGUCGAAAGUGGCCAUUGAUUGCCC
This is a messenger RNA of Schizophyllum commune H4-8, 1119 nucleotides long. RefSeq names its product 40S ribosomal protein S2. The record is from RefSeq and is a predicted model, not a curated record. The transcript has 4 exons. Gene Ontology annotation, molecular function: structural constituent of ribosome. Bases 71 to 979 code for a protein of 302 amino acids. Lineage: Eukaryota; Fungi; Basidiomycota; Agaricomycetes; Agaricales; Schizophyllaceae. Gene Ontology annotation, cellular component: cytosolic small ribosomal subunit; 90S preribosome; ribosome. Gene Ontology annotation, biological process: ribosomal small subunit assembly; cytoplasmic translation.